GCGCGUGCCUGCCCUGCCAAAAAAAAAAAAAUCAAACCGAUGAACGGUAAAUCGGCGAUUUUCACCGGCGGUUUGAGGUUUGAGAAAAUCCCAAACUGAAACCGAACCGUCGAAACGACAGUUUCGAUUCGGUUUGUGCCCGAUUUCGAUUUGAACCGUAACCCGCUGUUCGAAAAUCGGAAAAUAUGCUGUUCGAACCGACGGUUCGAAACCGAAUGAGCAAGUCCAUGAGCCCAAACCCAAAUCUGUUUAUAUCAACCUAGUCUUGAUUGGGUUAAAGUCUGCUGGGCCGGGCCGGGCCGGCCACUGAACAAUGAAUUCGUCAUGUAAUUUAUUUCAUUUGCUCGGGCGGCGGCGCAAAAGGCUUUUGUACUGCUACUCUUCCAUUUCUAUGGAUGAUUACAGCUUUUUGGCCUGAUUAACACUUUCGAAUUCGGUAUUGUCUUCGUAGAAUUGUCCUCCUUAGAGGGCGAGAUUGUCGUGGAUACACUGAUGUUUGUUUCAACUUCGUUGUCCAUUGUUGAAUUCUUCCAGGUUAGGGUAUGCAGGUGAAUGAUAAUUUUCAAUUAUCUCUUGCAAACAGGUAAUUCUUUUCUACUGACAAAGGUUUGGGAUUGUAAAUCGAAUGUUUCGAUUACAAGGCGCUAAGGCUUGUACGCCCCUACAUGGUAUUAGUAUGGCUCAUUCUGCUGUGAAAUCAUUCGCAAUAUUCCGAAGCUGUAGCCAUUGUAGUUUGACAAGGCGUAGCUCUACUUGCUCUUGGUGGUAUCGAUAUCGUAGCCGCCUGAAUUUGGAAAGUUUUCUCUCAAUUCGAACUCCAAAUAAGAUUGGCCUUACAGCUAGCUCAACAAUCGGGGUAAAUGCAUUGUUCGCCAUGAAUUACAAUUACAGUAUCAGUGCUUCUGAAAAUGCUGGUGGAAGUGAGUAUCUUACAAUGUCAGAUGAGAAGCUAAUGAGCCAGUGUGAGAUGGAUACUUUUAAGUCAUCAGGUCCAGGAGGACAGCACCGCAACAAGAGAGAAUCUGCCGUUCGGCUUAAGCAUCUUCCCACAGGCAUUAUAGCUCAGGCAGCCGAGGAUAGAUCACAACACAAAAACCGGGCAGCUGCGCUUAUUAGAUUGCGUACUCUAUUAGCACUUAAAAUUAGGAAUGCCAUUGAUCUUGAUGGGUACGUUCCUCCUCCAGAGCUAGUCCAGAUUCUUCCAGCAAAUUCCACGAUGAGAGGAUCAUAUAAAGGGCCUCAGAUUGGACCCAAUAACCCUAAAUUUAUUCUGGGAAUGCAGGCUUUGCUUGACCUGAUUUUUGCAGUUGAGGGCUCUGUUUCAGACGCUGCAAAGAAGCUAGGGCUGAGCACUGGAGCUUUAUCACGGUUGAUAUUAUCUGAUGAUUCUCUCAGAGCUGCAGCGAAUGAGUUCAGGGCCACCAAGGGUCUGAAGCCGCUCAAGUAAGACUUUCAUUAUUGGAAGUAUCGAAAGUUUUCAGAUUCACAAUUCCAAAACCUCUUACCGGACGAGCUUCGAGAACCCAAGAGAAGCAUGCCUUGACAAAUUACAAGGUUCGACGAUAAAGUUUGAAAGUUAGGGAGCAAUUAAAGUCCAUGUCGCAAUAGCCGAAGAUUUGUCGAUGGAUGCCGACGUUGGAGCUUGCAACGCCUCAAUCGGACAAAUAACGAAAAAAAUUGUGCAAACUUAGGAGUAUACCGAAUUAGAGAGUUCAAUAUGUAAUUUGCAUAAACUUAUGAUUGCAUAUACAUUAAGUGGAAGACCGUCAAUAUGGAACCUCACAUGUCUCUCAUAUGCAUGGGGACCAUUAGGCUUGUUGUCACUCAUUGGGAGAUUAUAUUCAUCCCACGUUGGAAAAUAUUUCUACUUUUUCCUUUCCUUACUCUUAUAAAUAGGUCCCUUAACAAGCUUUGUAAAACACUGAGCAAAUUAUAUUUUAAUAAAUAUUUGAUCAUUUAUGAUCAUUUACUUUUAUGAAAA
Messenger RNA from Andrographis paniculata, 1981 nucleotides. RefSeq lists its product as uncharacterized. Gene Ontology annotation, cellular component: chloroplast. Lineage: Eukaryota; Viridiplantae; Streptophyta; Magnoliopsida; Lamiales; Acanthaceae. The record is from RefSeq and is a predicted model, not a curated record. Gene Ontology annotation, biological process: translational termination. The transcript is spliced from 7 exons. Bases 626 to 1447 code for a protein of 273 amino acids. Gene Ontology annotation, molecular function: translation release factor activity.